AUGCUUGAAGAUGAUGAAGCAGAAGAUGGAAGCAUUCAUUUUGGAGAAUCCUUCGUCGAUCCUUACUCUGUGAGUAUAGAAAGGCAACGCAUGAACCUGGAUCCAGAACGCGGUCGAAGAUAUGUAUAUGAAUUACUUCACGGCCAUGACGUACAAUGCUAUAACAUAAUUCGAAUGUAUCCACCGGUAUACAUUCAGUUAUGUGAAAAGCUUAAGGAUGAUUACCAGUUGAAGGAGACUGAUAAUGUAAGCAUCGAGGAAAGUGUUGCGAUAUUCCUUAACAUAUGUGCUCAAAAUGCAACUCAGAGGUAUGUUGGGAAGACAUUUGGUCAUUCACAGGAAACUAUAAGUAGGAAAUUCCAUGAAGUGUUGAGUGCUCUCGAAAAAAUGGCGGUUGAUUUGCUUAAACCUGGUCCAAAUAAGCUCACACAACCUCAUCCUAAAUUACAAUCCAAUAGAAAUUAUUGGCCUUACUUUAAAGGAUUUAUUGGUGCAAUUGAUGGAACACAUGUUCCUGUCACUAUCGCGGGAAAAGAUUCAGAAAAAUAUUGGAACAGGAAAAGUGACACCAGUAUACCGGGAUCAGCUCAUGAUGCAAAAGUUUUAGCACUAGCAAUGGAGGGGCCUCAUCAAUUUCCAACUGCACCUUUUGGAAAGUAUUAUUUAGGAGAUUCUGGUUAUCCUCUUCGACCUGGAUUUCUUACUCCGUAUAGAGGGGAAAGAUAUCAUCCUAGCCAAUACGAUGGAGCUAGUCCGCCCA
Brassica oleracea var. oleracea is the source of this 760-nucleotide messenger RNA. RefSeq lists its product as uncharacterized. The record is from RefSeq and is a predicted model, not a curated record. Lineage: Eukaryota; Viridiplantae; Streptophyta; Magnoliopsida; Brassicales; Brassicaceae. The annotation marks the transcript as partial. The transcript has 2 exons.